UAAAACCCUCUCUUUUAUUUUUCUUUUUGAAAAAAAGGCCCCCGGUAUUGACAUUGCUUACUAUAUUUAUGUCAUGUGACUAGGAAUAUAUAUCGGAGUAAACGACGAAUAAUCGCAGUACGGUAACGACAAACAAUACGUGUCAUUGCCUCUCAAUCCAUACAAACAGACCAGACAAUUUAAUACGUUUCCAAUGAAUCGUUAAAUCCAUAUAUAUUCAAUUUUGGCGAAACCCAACACGGGAACACCCUUUUCAACGCCAUGGCCGAUGUAUAUGAUGACCAUGUAAAACCUAUCCCAGCCUUCUAUUGCUGUUAUCUCCUCCGAUCUACUGUUCGGCAUUCUUCUCUCUACAUCGGCUCUACUCCUCAUCCAUCCAGGCGGCUUGCGCAGCACAAUGGCGUCGCAAAAGGAGGAGCACGCAAGACUGCAAAUGACAAGAGACCAUGGGAGAUGGUAGUCAUCGUAGAAGGCUUCAUGAGUCGGACGGCCGCCUUGCAGUUUGAGUGGGCAUGGCAGAAACCGAGCAAAUCUCGUCAUCUAGGUUUUUGUGAAGAGAAUAAAACCGCUCCGGAAACGCCUUAUAACGCGAAAUUUACACGAGGAAAAGACAAAGGGCGAGUUUGUCGCCCCGCGAGAUCCCUCAAAGGACACUUGGAGAAUUUGCACGCCUUGCUACGAUCGAUAUACUUCUCCAGUUUGCCUCUCAAAGUACGGUUUUUCUCUGCCGACGCCCACCAGUUGUGGCGGAUCUGGAGUGAUCGUAUAGAUGGCGUCAUCCCAGAGCACACUAAAGUCAUUCUAGAUGGCAGUUGUGCCGAGGAUAACCCGCCUGGUGCUGAUAACAUGAGGGUUGGUAGCGUCGAAUACCUCCAGGUUGACUAUAGUAAGAUACAAGAUUAUCUAGAGAAGGCAGUGUUUCAACUGGAUGAUCCGGAGGACUUGCAGUGCAAAGUGUGCCAAAGCCCCGUUGUUCCAAAGGAAGAGCUGGUAGUUGUCUGCCCCCAGGCACGCUGUUACUGCAUCAGUCAUAUAUUAUGUCUAUCGGCUAGGUUUCUAGAUUCCAUAAAAGAGCCAGAACGACACAUCCCUAUAUCGGGAAAGUGUCCUGGGUGUCACAAGAUCGUCCAAUGGUCCUUGAUGAUGCAGGAGCUGAGUUUUCGGACCCGUGGAGGAAAAGAAUUGCAGGCUAUCUUGAGAAAGAAGAAACAAGGCGAUUGCAAGGUAGAUAAUAUUCCGCGAGAGAACAUUGAUAAUGCGAACUCUGCUUCUGCAGAACACCGCGACCUUCCCGUGUCGGUCGGCGACGCAAGAAAAGACACAAAUGAUAGCUCUGAUGAAAGCAUACCAGGCGACCUCCCUCUAGAUGAUGACUGGUUUGAGUUAUUGGCCCUCGAAUCAGACCCCGCGAUCGGUGAUCCACCGAAGUCUCCUGCAAUGCCCCCGAGAGUGGAGAUCGUCAUUGAGGAUAGCGAUUGUGAUGAUACAGGAUGAGAACGUACUGGGACUCUUUCCA
Molecule: messenger RNA, 1516 nt
Organism: Aspergillus alliaceus
Lineage: Eukaryota; Fungi; Ascomycota; Eurotiomycetes; Eurotiales; Aspergillaceae
Product: structure-specific endonuclease subunit SLX1
Exons: 2
Coding region: 262-1494 (410 amino acids)
Biological process (GO): double-strand break repair via homologous recombination
Cellular component (GO): Slx1-Slx4 complex
Molecular function (GO): 5'-flap endonuclease activity; crossover junction DNA endonuclease activity
Source: RefSeq, a predicted model, not a curated record